AUGGCGGAUGUUGGUAGGCGAAGAUAUUUGAGAAGUGCCAAGAGACGAUCAGAUGCUAUCCAUUUUCUGGCCAAUAUCUCUCUUGACGGUGGUGAAUUCACUCCCGUGAAACUAGAGGGCAAGCAUGACAGCCAAGGGGAGAGAAAAACCGGCAAAAGGUCUGCCGAAAAACACUCUUCGGAACCCAAUCUCGACGCGCAAGAUGUACGUACCGAGAUUGACUUUUCGGCCAGCGAGGUGGCGAUGAGCACCGGGGGCACAGAGGUGGCGAUUACCCCCGACGUUCGAGUGAGAACACGGUCAAACUCCAAGGCGUCUUUAAGUAUGUCGGGCAGCACAAGACUCAACAAGUCAAUGUCUGCUAAAGGGUCGCCACUUUUGGUGGGUAAAUUCGAUCCAGCAUCAAGACCACGUGCUCAGACCCAGGUUACAUCUGCUGCUGACCUCGCCAAACGCCGCCCCUAUCACGGGCUGGCAAACGAUUCUCCCAACAUUGAGGGCGCUGUUUACAAGUCUCAUCUUCACCACCAUCGCCAUCACUCUGCUUUUCCACAUACUGUGUUUAGUGCCCAGACCCUGGUCACUGAUACCGACACAGUCAUCAGUUCACCCAAGGAGAGGUUGCAAUGUCUUAGUGCACAUAUCAUACACGUGCAAUCAUUACCGCCACCUGCCCACAAGCCAAGCAGAGUGCUUCUGGUCUCCCCCCGCAAGGUUCCAUUUGCGCUGUUUUCAGUCUUGCCGUAUAGUAGACGCAGUCAGCAUGGUCUUCUAAGAAAUGACUCUGAUGGUGUUACGUCAGGCCGGACCAGGAAAAGUUCAGGGAAUAGAGGAAUUGGUUCUGAAUCCUACCUCCCUACCUUUGGUGGUGGGGAACUGGGUGAAGGAAAGGAAACAUCGUUUAGUCAUCUCUUGAUACCAACGAGGGAGCAAGCUGCGUAUCGAAGACAGCAAAGUCUAGAUAUCCUGAAUUCUCCUCACUCUCCAGCAGUUAGGAAGAUCCCUGGCCAUCCUCUUGGCAUACAGUGGGAUAGAGGUGACUCUGAGCUAUCUCUCUUAGACCACACACCCAGUAUCCUUCCAUAUGACCCUAUGGAGUUAGAUAAUCCAGAACUACAUACAGGCAAACAUAGAAAGGUCAUGACAUUUACCUCAUAUAUGGUUUCUGUCUUGGAUUACACUAAACCCUCUGAGCUCAAGAAGGACAUCAACCAGAAGUUCAAAGAACGUUUCCCAAGUAUAGACUUGUCUCUAAGCAAGCUUAGAAGCAUUAAGAAGGAGAUGAGAAAGAUAGCUGUUGAUGAAUGCAAUAUGGAGCUGAUCACACUGGCUCAUGCCUAUGUCUACUUUGAGAAACUAGUCCUCUAUGGAAAGAUUAAUAAAGAAAACAGAAAACUGUGUGCAGGUGCGUGUCUGACUUUAGCUGCCAAAUUGAAUGACAACAAAGGUGCAGACUUGCAGAAUCUCAUUAAGGAGAUUGAGGAUACAUUCCGAGAGAACCGCAAGGAGUUUCUUCAGCUGGAGUUUCCCAUCUUAGUGGCAUUGGAGUUUAGUUUACACCUACCAGAGAAUAUUGUUCUUCCUCACUACAGACGAAUCUCUCAGAUGACGUGACCCAGGUUCACUGCCCUUCUUGAGUCCACAAAGGGUAACGCUACAAUUAACACACAUGUAAACAAAGGCAUGAUAUUCUUCCUACUUUAGUCAGAUUUUAAGAAAAAAGAUUAUCAUCAGAAAUCAUUAAUAUUUUUGCCAUAUCUUUUUGUUUAUGUGCCAUUUUAUUCCGAUGGUUGUUUUUUUUUUCAUUGAAAAAAUAAGCUAUGAUGUUCACAAUGUGUACACACAAUUAUACCUGUAGACUAUGGGUUAUAACAUGUGCCACCCUGAAAUGCUCUAACACCAAACAUAUCACAGCCCUAUUAGUAAGUCAGGCCCUUGUACUCCCUAAACAUUUGCUUUGAAAAGGACAAAUAUCAUGGCAGUAGAACCAAAUUUCUUCUUUCUUUUGUUUACCCUCCUAGUCCUCUUUAUUUUAGUUUGAUGCUGACAGCAUUUCAUGUAUUCCUGACUCAUAUAUAAAGACCACUUCAUAUAUUUAUACAACUAUUCUAUGAUUAUGAGCUCAUUGUUGCAGAGGAUAAUCACAAUGUGAAAGCUUGACUAUUCCAUUUCAGGAGCAAGGGAGGCCAGAUUUCACAGAGUGAUUAUAUUCUGCAACAAUUCAUGACUAAAAUGCAUUCCAGAUACUAUGUUUUAUAUCUCACAGAAAGAUCUUUGUCAGAAUUUUUCUUAAGUCAAAGGUGCAUAUGGAGGUCGGUCUCUGGCGUUAUUCAUGAGCCUCAAUGUGUGGUGUCAGAUGUUCAGGCUACCUUAACAACAAUU
This is a messenger RNA of Asterias rubens (European starfish), 2382 nucleotides long. RefSeq names its product CDK5 and ABL1 enzyme substrate 1-like. The record is from RefSeq and is a predicted model, not a curated record. Gene Ontology annotation, biological process: regulation of cell cycle. Lineage: Eukaryota; Metazoa; Echinodermata; Asteroidea; Forcipulatida; Asteriidae. The transcript is spliced from 10 exons. The coding region runs from base 1 to 1614 and encodes 537 amino acids.